UGUUUGUCUCAUCUCAUGCAGUCUAGAUUUGUCAAAACCAAGAGUGAACACAUUUUGUAUACUAUUUUACUACUUCUUCUAUAUAAUACAGCUACUCAUCUCUCUUCUCUUUACAUAACCAAUCCCAAACAACACCGCCAUUAAAAUCCUUGAAACAUUGAGCUACAAAGAAUAAGAACAAACUCUGAAAAUGAUUCGUCUGAAAGACGGAGACAUGUUAGCCCAAGUCGGAUCAUUAAUCGCUAGUUUAAUGUUCGUAUGGGCUAUGUUCAAGCAAUACUUCCCCUAUGAGCUACGAGACCGUCUCGAGAAAUACACUCAAAGAGCCUUCACUUUUGUUUACCCUUACAUCCAAAUCACAUUCCAUGAGUUCACCGGGGAGCGUCUGAUGCGAAGCGAGGCUUAUUCCGCCAUCGAAACGUAUCUUAGCUCGAGUACUUCUACGCAGGCGAAGAGACUAAAGGCUGAAGUUGUUAAGAACAAUCAAUCACUAGUUCUUAGUAUGGAUGAUCAUGAAGAAGUUUCUGAUGAAUUUAAAGGAGUAAAACUUUGGUGGGCUUCUGGCAAAAAUGUUUUUAAGUCUCAAACAUUAUCUUUCCAUCAGGUGACGGAUGAGAAAAGGUAUUACAAGCUUAGAUUCCAUAAGAAACAUAGAGAUCUAAUAGUUGGGCCGUAUUUGAAUCAUGUUCUGAAAGAAGGAAAGGCAAUAAAAGUGCGAAAUCGACAGAAAAAACUCUACACAAACAACGGAUCGCAUUGGAGUCAUGUAGUUUUCGAGCAUCCUGCGAGUUUCAAGACAUUAGCAAUGGAAGCAGAGAAGAAGAAAGAAAUAAUGGAUGAUUUGAUUACAUUCAGCCAAGCUGAAGAUUUCUACGCGAGAAUCGGAAGGGCGUGGAAACGAGGUUAUCUUCUCUACGGGCCACCCGGGACUGGGAAAUCUACUAUGAUUGCAGCAAUGGCAAAUCUUUUGAACUAUGACAUUUAUGAUCUGGAGUUAACUGCUGUGAAAGACAAUACAGAGCUACGAAAGCUACUAAUCGAGACAUCGAGCAGAUCGAUAAUUGUGAUCGAAGAUAUAGAUUGCUCGCUUGAUUUAACCGGUCAGAGAAGCAAAAAAAAGGAAAAAACAGAAGAAGGGGACGAAGCUAACAAAGAACAAAAGGCGAAACCGCCGAAAGAAGAUGGAAAAUACAGCCAGGUUACAUUAUCAGGGUUAUUGAACUUCAUUGAUGGGUUAUGGUCAGCUUGUGGAGGAGAAAGACUAAUAGUAUUCACCACGAAUUUCUUAGAAAAACUCGAUCCGGCGCUAAUUCGGAAGGGUAGAAUGGAUAAACAUGUAGAAUUGUCAUAUUGCAGCUUUGAGGCAUUCAAGGAAUUGGCAAAGAAUUAUCUUCAGAUUGAGUCUCAUAAUCUGUUUGAUAAAAUCAGGGAGGCGUUACGGGAAGCGAAGAUGACGCCUGCGGACGUUGCGGAGCAUUUGAUGCCGAAGACUCUUCCUGGGAAUGCUGAGGUUUGCUUGGAGAGUCUCAUUGCUGGGCUUGAAAAGGCGAAAGAGGAAGCAAAAUUGCAAACAGAGGACGAAGUAAAAAAAGAGACAGAGGAAGACUUAAGCAAGUAGUUUUGUUAAUAGCAUUCAGUAUAAAUAUGUAAUCUAACUCUAUUACUUUCAUCAGGAUGUGAAUUGAGCAAUGUAAGUAGUGAUUGAUUGCAGUUCUGUAUAAGUUGGUAUUGCAGGGAACAUGUUCGACCGAAUGCCCCAAUGAACUUGGAUGUUCCUUUUCAUAAACAAUUUCACACUAUGUUUGAAGAA
Messenger RNA from Mercurialis annua (annual mercury), 1810 nucleotides. RefSeq names its product AAA-ATPase ASD, mitochondrial-like. Bases 191 to 1618 code for a protein of 475 amino acids. The transcript is spliced from 2 exons. Gene Ontology annotation, molecular function: ATP binding; ATP hydrolysis activity. Lineage: Eukaryota; Viridiplantae; Streptophyta; Magnoliopsida; Malpighiales; Euphorbiaceae. The record is from RefSeq and is a predicted model, not a curated record.